Miscanthus lutarioriparius is the source of this 366-nucleotide messenger RNA. Lineage: Eukaryota; Viridiplantae; Streptophyta; Magnoliopsida; Poales; Poaceae. The record is from the annotation of a GenBank genome assembly.
AUGGCGCAGGAGAUGUGUGACCUUAAAUUUAAUGGUAUUCGGAACUUAGUAUACCAGAAUGGUUCAAAGGCAUCUACUUGUGUGCUAUACUAUGUUACAUCUACUGCAGCUGCCCUUAAACAAGUAUGCCAUCUGCAAUGUCACCGGGGUAGAGUUUCUUCAAUCUGUUCUGACUCCAGCGCACCAACGGAUUCAGUUUCAUUGAGCGCUGAACCAUUGGUCCCAAUUGAACCACUCCUCUUGGAGUGUGACAAGGUCUCCAGUUGCAGGCUCUCCCUUAAUCCCUCCGAAACCUCAGACAUUGUGGGUUUCGAAUGGGGUCACAAGUAUGAUUUGUACAUAGGUUUGGAUUGUUGUCAACCCUAG